AUGGUAGAGAGCGCGGGGACUACUCAGUUACUUAUUGCUAAGCUGGAAUCUUUUACGGAGCUUGGCAAAUUAAAUGUGAGCAAAGUAUACGACUGGAUUAGGGCUAAGGCCCCGAUCAAACCGUGGGGUAAACUUCUUUGGGCGCCAUCUAUGACUCCAAAGCACUCGUUUAUCUUAUGGAUGGCAACCAUGGAUCGAUUGGCCACAAUGGACCGAGUGGAGAAACGAUCACGUGAAGCCGUCAACUCCAAAUGCAUAUGGUUGGGUAUCCGCCGAAGACCAACCACAUUGGAUGCCGCACUCAAAUGGCUCAAGAAGGACGUACGAGGGAAGUCGUACCGUAGCAAGACGCAGCGAUGUGCACUAGCAAGUCUCGUGUACCACAUUUGGGAGGCUCGGAAUAAGUGGAAAUUUGAGAAAAUUGGAACUAAUUCGAAGGACCUCACAAGGAAGAUUCAGCUACAUGUUUACUCAGCUAUGUUCGGCCAGCACCCGGAGCUAGCGAUUUCAAGGACGAACGGACAACCGGACAGCUUUAUGCACCCAUGA
Erythranthe guttata (spotted monkey flower) is the source of this 549-nucleotide messenger RNA. The record is from RefSeq and is a predicted model, not a curated record. NCBI's taxonomy places the organism in Eukaryota, Viridiplantae, Streptophyta, Magnoliopsida, Lamiales, Phrymaceae.